AAACUGAAGGUAAAAAGGAUUAGGCAUAUGAAAAUAUUACACUCCAUCGAAAAAUGUUGUCAGUGAGGAUGUUGGGUUUAAGUAGUAAAACCCAUGUUCACGUUCUGAAUCAAUUAUCAAAAUUUGCUUUUGUUCAAGAUAAGCCCUUUUUGUCUUGUAAUUCACUUACAAUCUCACCUGUGAAGACACCAAUUCGUGCUGCUAAUGAUGAUGAAACAGCGAAAAAUGAAGUUAUGACCAAAGGGUCAGGAACCACGGCUAGAGGAAGGAGACUGCUCAAGGUUCGAGAAGAGAAGAGGAAAAGAGAAUACGAUAAACUUCACAAAUAUCCUGCUUGGGCCAAAGUCCUUGAAGAUGCCUGCAAAGAUGAUGAGGAGCUCCGAGCAGUUCUUGGAGAUAGCAUCGGCAACCCUGAACUUAUGAGAAAACGGGUUGAAGAAAGAGUUAGACAGAAGGGUAGGGACUUCCAAAAAUCGAAAACAGGCUCUGUCGUUGCAUUCAAAGUCGGCUUUAGAGACUUUAAUCCUAUUGAUUCAUACAUAUGGUUUGAAUUAUAUGGGUCACCAUCUGAUCGAGACGUUGAUCUUAUUGGUAGCGUUAUUCAGUCAUGGUAUGUCAUGGGGCGACUGGGAGCCUUUAAUUCUUCUAAUCUGCAGUUGGCAAAUUCAUCAAUGGAGUAUGAUCCCCUCUAUGAUGCAGAUAAGGGUUUCAAAGUGAUGCCAUCAUCAUUUCAUGAUAUCAGUGAUGUUGAGUUUCAGGAUAACUGGGGCCGUGUAUGGGUAGACCUAGGGACAUCUGAUUUUUUCGCCAUUGAUGUCCUCCUCAAUUGCUUCACAGUGUUGAGUUCAGAGUACUUGGGCAUUCAACAGAUUGUUUUUGGUGGGCGUCGCAUGGGUGAUUGGGAAGAGGGCAUGACAGACCCUCAGUUUGGAUACAAAUAUUUUAAAAUCUGAAGUAAAUCUGGAUUCUGGAUUUCUGUUUUUCCUGUUUUGUUUACUAUUAUAAAUGUAUAUACUUUCUAUCCGUUGGAAUGAAUGAAUAUUAGAUGAUUAACGUUGUCUACACAUUCUUAGUUGUAAUCAUUUUUGGCUUCAACCAGAACAAGCCUGU
Molecule: messenger RNA, 1110 nt
Organism: Pistacia vera
Lineage: Eukaryota; Viridiplantae; Streptophyta; Magnoliopsida; Sapindales; Anacardiaceae
Exons: 8
Coding region: 54-953 (299 amino acids)
Source: RefSeq, a predicted model, not a curated record